Messenger RNA from Musca vetustissima, 945 nucleotides. RefSeq names its product wnt inhibitor of Dorsal protein-like. The coding region runs from base 1 to 945 and encodes 314 amino acids. The transcript has a single exon. Gene Ontology annotation, biological process: canonical Wnt signaling pathway; neuron differentiation; multicellular organism development. Lineage: Eukaryota; Metazoa; Arthropoda; Insecta; Diptera; Muscidae. Gene Ontology annotation, molecular function: frizzled binding; cytokine activity. Gene Ontology annotation, cellular component: extracellular region. The record is from RefSeq and is a predicted model, not a curated record.
AUGUCCCAAGCGUCUCUGCUGCAUCAACUGAAUUUUUUGGCAGCUCAAAGUAUCUACGCCAAUAAGGUAUACACUCCUCUGCAAGCUCCCUUCUCUCUGGACAACGUUAUGGGAACAAGCAUGGAAAUGGCUAUGGAAAAUUGUCAGCGAUUGUUCAAAUGGGAACGUUGGAAUUGUCCCACAUCGGAUUUUCUACUGAGGCGUUCAUCACCAUCAGCGGAAUUGGAUCGUGAAGGUGCCUUUGUGGAGGCCAUUGCAACAGCAGCCUUAAUAUACACCACCACCAAGAAUUGUUCGAGUGGCAUAACGGCCGGGUGUGGUUCUUGCUCUGAUAACCCCUACACAACUAUUUGUUCGGAUAACCCCAAAGAAGCCGAAGAACUCUUGAGGAAGCACAGUGAUAUUAAUUUUGCCAAGGAUUUCAAAGGCAAAAUUGAAAGCCAUAAUUACAAGGUCAUCACAAAUCUGUUAGAAAAAUCACUUACCAAUCAGUGUGUGUGUGCUAUUAUGGGUCCCGGCGGCAAUUGUGCUAAAGAAAUUUGUCGUCUAGUUUUGAAACCAUUCGAAGAGAUCGCCAACGACAUACGUCAGAUGUACGAUGAAGGAAUUCUACUGGAAAAUACAAUUAUCAAUUCUCGUGUCUUGUGGAACAAUAUUCCAUUGGAUGCAUUGGUCUUCAUGAAGGAUUCACCCAACUAUUGCGAAUUGGAUGCUGUACCUCACUGGAAUGGUAUGGUUGGACGUCAGUGUGCAAGUGGAGCGAGUGAAGAAGAUCUAUCGGAUGAGGACAGAGAACGUUGCGGUUAUCUUUGUCGGGAGUGUGGCUACACCGUUGAAGAGAAGACUGCCUUAACGGAAACACGUUGUAAUUGUAAAUUGACAUGGGACUUUCAAUUGCAAUGUGAUUCGUGUAUAAUUGCGGAGAAGCAUCACUACUGUUACUAA